Molecule: messenger RNA, 3072 nt
Organism: Anopheles maculipalpis
Lineage: Eukaryota; Metazoa; Arthropoda; Insecta; Diptera; Culicidae
Exons: 4
Coding region: 1-3072 (1023 amino acids)
Biological process (GO): sensory perception of sound
Source: RefSeq, a predicted model, not a curated record
AUGGACUCAUCGACGACUGCAGCUUCCACAGGCCAAGAGCAGCUAGAAAAAACGACGUUCCUCCCGAAAGCAACGGUAUAUGCCGUUGGCGAUGCGUACGACGAGAAUGGCGAUGAGGAGGAGAAGCAUGGCGGUGAUGGCGCUAGCUGUGCCACUGCGGAGUAUAGCGAGGAAGGUGCGGAGGAGGGCGGCGAGGUGAAUCUCCCGCUCGGUCGGGUGUCUCCCCCCCUACCGUUGGUGGCGACUGACGGUGGCGAGUGGCAUUCCCACUGCGAACUAGCCGAGCAGCCACCAUCCACCGAUGUACUACCAGCGACGGAGGUGCCGGAGGUUAGCGACGACAAGCAGGCAGCGGCUGAGCGGUUGAUGUUUAUAACGGCACUUGCCCCCAGCGGAGUGGAGGGUGUUCCCGCAGCAGCAACGGCAGCAGAGAUCAACCAAGAGGCAGAGAACCACAACACUUUGGCCACGAUCGUCAGCGAUCACGGAGCAACUACGAUCAACGGUGCGCAACAGCAGCAGCAGAUCGUGUACAUACACGGCACGUCAACGGCUGAGGUUGCAGAGUCAACGUCGUCGUCAGUGACAACGGCAUCACCCUCCACACUGGUGCAGUGUGGCACCUACCCUGACAAUAACGUCGUCCGCAUACAGAUCAUCCCGGUUGAUCAGUGCGAGCAGCAGACGGAACAAUCGCCGUUAGGAUCUGGUCCGCUGGAGGACUGCAACAACAAUAGCGUACGUGGCGUCGGCACGUGUGUCAGUGUAGUUGGGUCCGAGCCGAGCACCAAGUGUCAGAACACGCAAGUGACCGUAGUAUCGUUCGGGGCGAGUGAUAGUGCCGAGUGUACUGGUCCGUUGUCAGCAACCGUUGUUGACGGCGCGGAUCAACCGUUAGCAUCUUCGUCCGCGCAUGACACCGUGCUGGUGACGGUAACGAUCGAGGACAGGACACUGGUCAGCGUACCCUCGGCGACGGUAUCACCGGAACCUAGCGACACCAGUCCUGCCGCUAGUUCUGACGCGGCUAUCCCUCCCGACUCCACAAUGGUCCAGAAGAAAUUGAUCCUGACGAAAGGUGCGUCGUGUCCGUCGUCCGAUGCAACCGAUAUCGAUAGUUCUACGUACGCCUACUAUAUGGCGGCAAUGGCUGCCCGUGAUGGACCGCGUACCGCGUCGUCGUCCGCGUCCGGCAGCAGCAGCGGCCAGUGUUCGCCGAGCGACAUGCUCGACAGUGGUACCUGUAGCGAUAUCGAGCUGACGCCGCCACCGCUGCCGAAAAAGAUGUCGCAAAUACUGAAAUCGUCGUGCGCGAUAAAGAAGAGCCUAGGGGUGGACGGUGGUAUCCAUCAGCCAGUAUCGCCAACGCCACCACCAUCCGUUACGACGGCAACAGUGACAGGCGCCGUGCUGCGACAGUUUUCGCCUGCUGAUAACGCAACGGAUAGCGUUAUCAAUACGCAGGGUCACCACCAUCACAUCGAGCUUCAACGGCUCGCGGUCCAGCAGCACGAGGAAGAACGGAAGAACAGACAGAACGAGCACGGAAAACAUCAAACGCCCGUUGACUUGACGUCCGACAGUUUCGCCGCUCGGCAGCAGCAGCAACAGCAGCAGCAGCAACGGCAACCACCAUCCCAGCUUGGUAGCAUCAUUGCGACCGAUAGUGACGGUUCGGAAUCGUGUUUGAGCUGUGAUUCGCUGAACUUUGAGCACCUGCCGAGUUUGCAACCGUUGGCAGAGAUUGGUGGGCCAACUGUAUCGCACGGAACUGAUUUACCGCCCGCUACUGUGGAACGGGACAGCCCGACCGAACUAGGGGACGGGGCGUUACAGCAGGCGUCGCAUCAGUUGCGCCCCAAACUGCCGUCCUACCUUGCCAGCAAGCGCGACGGUGCCGGUGUCUGCAUACUGCCCGACUCGCUACUUGCCGCCAUCCGUGGAAGCCGCCCGAAGGUCUACUGUACCGACGAGGACGAUAACGACUCGGUGGACGGUGACACGCACCGGAAACAUUUCGCACCGGUUCCGGCCCAUCAUGAAGGGUCGUCCGGUACGCUCGAUCUGAGCAGUCUCGCACCAGCGGCUGUCACCGGCAACGAUACCAUCGCGACGGCGACCACACGGUCGAUACUGAUGGACAAGAUCAACAGUCUCGAAUGCGGCAACCGGAUGCGCCGGGCCACCGAUCAAACGGACCAUCACCACCAUCACACGGAUCCAUCAAACAACUACCUCCAGCAUAUGCCUCACCUUACCACCAUCAACGAUCCGGCCGGCGUGACACGGGCCCAGAGCAGCUGCUCGGCCGGUUCGCUCACGACGGACAGUGUCCGCAGCAAUCAGUUCGAGAGUGAUCGAUAUUACAAGUUUCACAUCAACGAGCGGGCCCGGACGGACGGUAGUGGCGAGCCGGGUAGCAGCUCACCGGAAACCACACCGUCCGUGGUGGACGACGACGAAAGCUUUGCUGGGCUGAAGGACCUAAGUAACGGCACGUCCACCAUACGCAGCAACAAGGGCACGGUACGGGGCGUUAAGAAUCGGGUGCGCAACGGUAUCGCCACCUUUCUGCAGAUGCAACAGACCGGUCUCAAGAACUACAAAGACAAGGAGGCCGGCAAGGUGGUCGUCUACAGCACGAGCAUGGGCAUCGUGCGGGAAACGUACACCAAGUGCAUGAACGUGAAGCAGAUACUGCGCACGCUGCUGGUCAAGUUCGAGGAGAAGGACAUCUUCAUGAGCAACGAGUAUCAGCAGGAGAUUAAGGAGCGCAUGCAGGCCGACACAAUUAACAUUCCGCAGGUGUUUGUCGACGGGCAGCACAUCGGGGAUGCGGAAUGUAUCGAAAGGUUGAACGAAAGCGGCGAGCUUAGGAAAAUGCUGAAACCCUACAAGUGUCUCGAGUCACCCUACAUGUGCAAGGUGUGCGGUGGAUACCGACUGCUCCCAUGCCCGUCCUGCGGUGGGUCGAAGAAAUCGAUCCACCGGAAUCACUUCACCGCCGAAUUUGUCGCACUCAAGUGCAUGAACUGUGACGAGGUGGGACUGGUGAAGUGUCACAACUGUUGA